Exophiala bonariae is the source of this 981-nucleotide messenger RNA. RefSeq lists its product as uncharacterized. Bases 1 to 981 code for a protein of 326 amino acids. NCBI's taxonomy places the organism in Eukaryota, Fungi, Ascomycota, Eurotiomycetes, Chaetothyriales, Herpotrichiellaceae. Gene Ontology annotation, molecular function: oxidoreductase activity, acting on the CH-OH group of donors, NAD or NADP as acceptor; NAD binding. The transcript has a single exon. The record is from RefSeq and is a predicted model, not a curated record.
AUGACCGGCACAUCACUUAAACCCUUGGUAGCCAUACUGGAUCCUUACCAUCCCGAUGCUACAGCUAAAUUGGAGGCCAAUAAUGAGAUCGAUUCACUUGUCGUGUCCAAGUCGAAUCGACAAGAGAUAUAUGACCGUGCCCAGGCGAUCAUGGUGCGCAGUGAUACCGCGAUCUCGCCAGUAGAAUUGAGCAAGUUUUCUCAACUCAAGUAUGUGGUCAAGCAAGGCGUGGGAGUCGACAAUAUCGAUCUAGAGGCAGCAAAACAAGCAGGUAUCGAAGUAUACAACACGCCCGGACUCAACGCCGAGGCUGUCGCAGAACUCGCCUUAUCAUUAGCUCUGUGCCUUGCCAGAAGGAUCACGGAAAUUGAUCGCUCGAUUCGAGAAGGCAAGGCAGUCGUUCGCAGUCAAACUCUCGGCAGAAGUCUCUUUGGCAAAACCCUCGGGGUGAUAGGCAUGGGCAACAUUGGCAUCGUGCUUGCCAAGAAGUGGAUUGGGGCGAUGGAAGGUACGGUGGUGGGCUAUGAUCCUCACUAUCAGGGGGAUUCAUGGUCUGAGAUCCUGGGUGCUCAUCGCUUCCGUCAGGUGGACCAGCUCAACAAUCUUCUACAGGUUGCAGAUGUUGUGUCACUACAUGUGCCAUUGACCGAUUCUACGAAAGGGCUCAUUGCUCGGGAUGAAUUCACACAGAUGAAACAGGAUGCAAUUCUCUUGAAUUGUGCUAGGGGUGGGAUUGUCGAUGAAGAAGCAUUGCUGGAAGCACUGGAAUCGAACAAGUUGGUUGGGGCGGGCUUGGAUGCCAUGGAGAUUGAGCCACCGACAAGGGAGGCUUAUGGAAGUUUGCUGAAGCAUCCAAAUGUGAUCAUCACACCUCACAUCGGCGCAUCGACAAGGGAGAUACAAUCACUUAGCGGAGUAUUUGUCGCAGAUCUUGUUGUCGACUUGGUUAUGGGAAGAAGAGGAGGGAAUCGGGUGGCAUAG